Messenger RNA from Nothobranchius furzeri (turquoise killifish), 4629 nucleotides. RefSeq lists its product as uncharacterized. Gene Ontology annotation, biological process: regulation of DNA-templated transcription. Lineage: Eukaryota; Metazoa; Chordata; Actinopteri; Cyprinodontiformes; Nothobranchiidae. Gene Ontology annotation, molecular function: RNA polymerase II cis-regulatory region sequence-specific DNA binding; DNA-binding transcription factor activity, RNA polymerase II-specific. The record is from RefSeq and is a predicted model, not a curated record.
CUUCGAGUGUUUUUGUAACAUUUAGUACUUGUGUGGUUUGUUGUAGAUAGUAUUUGUGUGGUUUGUUGUAGAUAGUACUUGUGUGGUUUGUUGUAGAGGAAAGUUCGCAGACAGGAAGUGGGUUUGUCUAUGCGGGACGCCCAAAUGGUUUAUCUUCAUCUUCUUCAAACUCUUGAAAUUAGUGUUAAAAUCAAUGAAACUACAAACUUCAUCAGUAAUGAUAAAAGUUGUGUUCUGUGGCUGAAACUACACAAAACUUUGACUUCACCAACGGGAGAACUUUACUUGUUUUCACCCGGACUGUUUUCGUGGCUGCACCGCAACCCGGAAGCAGCUUCUUUAGAUGGACGCGGGGAAGUUUUUAGGCCAGAGGAAACAAAACCAUGUUUUACUGCAGCAGCGGCGGCUCGGAGCCGCUCAGCGGGUCUAAAACUGAUAUUGUGAGAGGAAUCAUCACCGAGAAGCUGACCACGGCCGCGCGGGAGAUCUUCGCGGUGGUGGAGAAGAUCGUAACCGACUACGAGGCGGAGGCUUCGGGCUUCAGGCAGCAGGUUGACCGCCAGAGGAGGCAGCUGGAGCUCCUGCAGCCUCGGGUCAAACUCCUCAGAGAAGAGGAGGUCCCAGAUCAGCGCAGCCAGGUGGUCGUUAGUGAGGAGCAGCAGACAGAUGUAGAAAAACCUGGACUCCUGGACUUUCUCUGGUACAACGACGAUGAGGAGGAAGAGGAGGACGCUGCUGAUCAGGAUCAAAAGGAACAGCUGUUGGCUCAGCCCACUUCCAUCUCCAGAGGAAAACAAGAUCACCUGAAGGAUCCAGAUUACGAAAUCCCGCCAAGAUUAUCGUCCAGACCUCCAUCUGAGAGGACCUGGCCCGGCAGACCUCGGCUCAGUGACACACAGAACCACCUGGACCUGCGGGUGCGGCUGCUGGAGGACUCUCACACCCAGGUGCUCUCCAACAUCGUGUUUCGGACCACUCCGGUCCGGGACCUGAAGUGUCCCCGUGGUCUACAGGAGUCAGAGUUUCUGGACCUCCUCAGGUCCUCCUUCCCUCAGCUGGCUGAUGGAGAACCUUUUGAUCUCUUCACCACCGACCUCAGCAGGAAGCUGCUGCCUCUGAGGGUCAAAGCUCUGACCCCGGAGGAGAUCUACUCCACCAUCAGGUCUACAGGGAAAAUGUCCAUCUACGUUCGUCUGAAGUCCUCAGGCGGCAGCAGAAGUGAAGAUCUGCAUCCUCCUGAGAACCCUGAUGAUGAACCCAGAUCCAGUUGUGCAUCAGCAUCUUCUGGUCCCACCAAAGGGAUUAUGAGGUUGGUGUCUGCUGGCAAGAGGAGACGUGGCAGACCUCGCCUUGGUGAAGAACCUUCUCACCACCUUCUCAGGCUCUGCUUGUUGGACAAUCCCAACUCGAUCAAGCUCCCUAAUCCCGAGUUGCAGAAAUCUUCGGUGCUGGACCUGAAAUGCCCCCGUGGUCUUCAGGAGGAGGAGUUUGUGCAUCUGCUGAAGUCCACCUUCCCUCAGCUUGUUGGAGAUGACAGAAGAUUCAGCAUCUAUAAGUCGGACCGAAACAAAAAGCUCCAGAAGGUCAGAGUGAAGAGCCUAACGCCAGAGGAGAUCUACAAGAACAUGAAGUCCACAGGGAUCAGGAAGAACUUCAUCUACAUCAAAGUGAAGACAGGAGAUGAUGAGGAGAGUGAGGAGGAUCCAGAACCAGCUGAUGGUGCAGCGACGGAGCAGGAAGCUGGUUUAAGUUCAAGCUCUGCUUCUGAAUGUCGUAAAAGACGGAGCGUCCUCUCCGGCUCAUCGGCAUUACAGCAACAGGACGUGGAUCCAGAUCAAGGCGGAACGGUGAGUGGAAUGGAAUUUCAUGUUGGAGAGCAGGCUUUAGAUGGAGAUGACGACUGCAAACCGGAGCUACAGGAGAAGGGGAAGGCCAGUAAAAUUCCCUGUAAGGUGUGUGACCUGCAGUUCCUGGUCCUGGGGUCUCUGACCAGACACGCCUGGCGUCAUCUGGAUGACCCUCUGAGCAUCUGUGGGGUGUGUGCAGAGGGCUUCCCGUCUUCAGAGGAGCUGAAGAAGCACCUGUGGUCUCACCAGAACACCAUGGACUGUUCCUACUGCGGGAAGACCUUCUUCUCCAUGAAUGGACUCAACAACCACAUCUCUCUGCACACGGGCAAGCGCUUGUUUAAAUGCAACAUCUGCAACAAGAGCUUUCCUUACUUGUCGGUGCUGAACAACCACCACUGGGUCCACGUGGAGGACAAACCGCACAAGUGUGACCUGUGUGCUAAGGCGUUUGGGCUGAGGGCUCAGCUGCUGGCUCAUAUUAAGACUCACAACAAGAGCGACAGGUUCAACUGCAACAUCUGCGGCAGGUCUCUCUACGACCUCCGGUCUCUGAUGCGCCACAAGAUUACCCACACUAAUGAGCGGCGUUACGGCUGUGACGUCUGCGGCAAACGCUUCAAACUCCAGGGGACGCUGAGGGCCCACGAGAAGACCCACACAGUCCGAGAGCGGUCCUACCUCUGCCACAUCUGCUGCAAAACCUUCGUCACCAACUCCUCCCUGACCAGUCACAUGAAGACCCACAGUGACGCCAGGCCCUUCGUCUGUACCGUCUGCUCUAAAGGCUUCCUAACCAACACUGACCUCAGGAACCACAUGCGCGUCCACACGGGGGAGAAGCCGUUCAAAUGCACCAAGUGUGGACGCCUCUUCAAACUCAAGAACACCCUGAGGAACCACAUCCUGACCCAUACGGGCAUCAAGCGCUUCAUCUGUAGCGUCUGUGGGAAAACCUGUUCUCGUCAGGAGCACCUGAACGUCCACAUGAGGACACACAACGGAGAGAGACCCUACAAGUGUCAACUGUGUGAGAGAGCCUUCACCCAGAGCCACUGUCUGAAGACACACAUGAAGAGCCACCAGACUGGGAAGGACACUCUGGAGGUGUCAACAUCACAAAGUCCUUCAGUCUGAUGAGGACACGAUCCGUGUUUGAUACAAAUCACUAAACGAAUAGGGCUGGUACUCAAGGAUGUAGAAGGUUUACGUUGGACAUAGACUCUGUCCGUCCUACAAUACCUGUCUCACACACGUAGGUUUACAUUAGACGUAGACUCUAUCUGUCCUACAAAGACUGUCUAACAGACUCUUGUAGAGAUGCUGGCAGUGUUGGACCAGCGUUAUUCUCUUCCGCGUUCCCAGACUUUGUAGGAUAGAGGUUCUGACUCUGUGGAGCUUCCUGAUCCCGAUAAUCCCAAUUUAAAUGAAUGUCCAGACAGCGACUCUAUUGGACGGCCAGAGGAUGUGUGGGUAACGACCAAGCCCCCACAAUGCGGGUCUGAAAUUGAGGCCAAUGCGGAAGUGAAAUAAAUUGCAGUUCUCAUGCGCUCAAAAGUGCUCAUCCGCUGGGGGCUGGUGUCAGAAACGAGCAAAUCCUCAUUGACUCCCAUGUUAAAAAUACCAAUUUCACAGCAGAAAUAAACAUGUUUACAGCCUGGUACCAAAACAUGUUUUUGGUUUAAUUGAUCUAGUUUACACUCAUGACAACUCUGAGGGGGGUGAAUUUUUUUGGCACUCUUCUGUUUAGGUGUAUUAAAAGCCUCAAAUUCUGACUAAUUGAUGAGCAUCAGACCCACGUGACCACAGAGCUAGCUCCGUGGAAAGGCCUCAGUCUCGCCUGAAAACUGUUCCGCGAUUUUUAGUCUCUGAACUUAGACCAGCUAAUCAGCUCUGGCUGAUUUAUUGUUUGGAUCACAGUGAGUUACACUAAUUCUAAUAUAUUUUUAUUUCUAUUAUACAUACAAACUUUUUAUUUUUUAAUUUUUAUUUCCACAUGACUGUUAUCAGGCUCUCUUGUUCUGGUUCUGAUGAUAAUUCCGUGUCUUCCAGUAAGUUAUCUUGUGCUUACUUCAUCUGUAGAAUGUCUCUUUACUUUUGGUGAAUUGUACCGAGUCCAGAAUAAAGGCUAGUUGGCUUUACUAGAUACAAACAAGUAUUACGUUUUAGAAAUAUAUGAAAUGUAUUUAGCCUGCUAAUUUAUCUCAAAUAUUAAUAACUACCGUAUUUUCUGGACUAUGAGUCGCACUUUUUUUCAUAGUCUGGCUGGUCCUGCGACUUAUACUCCGGCGACUUAUGUACCAAAUUAUGUAGGCUAUACCGCGCUGCUGCGGGCCGGCUCCGGACCAGGAAUGAGCUCCCCUGCCCUGUAGGGAAUUAAAAAACACACAGCCAUCACCUGCUUGAGACUGUGACGCGCAGCUGCGGGCUGGAUCCGACCCAGGUUUCAGCUCACCUGCCCCGUAGGGAAUUAAAAGACACACAGCCAUCACCUGCUGGAGCCUGUUGCGUGCCGUUGCACACUGGAUCCGGUCCAGGUUUCAGCUCCUCUGCCCCACCAUCACCUGCUGCAGCCUGUGGCGCACUGCUGCGGGCCAGCUCCGACCCAGGAAUGAGCUCCCCUGUCCCACUGAGAGGGUUUCAAACGCCGCCAUCCUCUACUGGUGACCGUGGUGCGCUGCAUUUUUUAUUCUGUUAUUGUUACCGGUACUUGUCUUGCAAUGUGAAACGCUUGGUCUCAGAUUUUGUAAGAAAAAUAAUAAAAUUUCCCCCCAAAAUGCGA